Penicillium canariense is the source of this 987-nucleotide messenger RNA. RefSeq lists its product as uncharacterized. The coding region runs from base 1 to 987 and encodes 328 amino acids. The transcript has 2 exons. Lineage: Eukaryota; Fungi; Ascomycota; Eurotiomycetes; Eurotiales; Aspergillaceae. Gene Ontology annotation, cellular component: Mis6-Sim4 complex; kinetochore. The record is from RefSeq and is a predicted model, not a curated record.
AUGGCCCAGCCCGCGCGAGAUGCACCCGCAUCUCCAGACCCGCUCGAGAAGGAGCUGGAUGAAGACAUCCAGUCCAUUCGCGCAGAAAUCCGCACUCUCCAACGCCGCAAACGUUUUCUUGCCUCGAGCCUCCUCUCCUCAGACUCCGUCCAAAAGCUCACGCGCAAGCUCCCACCAGCUCUAACUUCCAUCCACGAUGAAGUCUCGCCCCUUAUUCACGCCGCAGGCAAACACUCCGAAUUAAACCACUACCGUAUCGGCUUCGGUACUACCGCAUUCCCAUUCAAAGAUCCAUCGCCCGCCGCGCCGACCGAGAGCUUGCUUGGCGUGCGGAUCGAUAUCUGCGCGCGGAACGGUCGCUUCGCGAAACCAUACUAUGUACUCCUGAAAUCAGAGCACGCCCGUGGUGAGGUCAAGAAGAGGCUCUGUGUUCAUCGGCAUACCAUCCCGGCGUUUAUCGCGCUGUCGAAGCUCGAGAGCGUGUACUUGCCGUUUCCUGUGUCGCGCAAGGUGCAGGGGGAAGAUGAUCAUGGAGAAGAGUCUGACGGGGAAGCGAUUGAGGCCCUGAAGCCUGUACAAAAAGGCCGGAACGCUGGGGGGAAGCAAGAUCUCCGGGGGUUUGUUCGCGAGUUACGACGGGAGCUGGUGGCGUGGCAUCUCCGCACAGAUGCGAUUGAGCUUCUGCGCGAGAAACUGGGGUUGAGCGAAGAGUCUCAAUUAGAUCCCGCUGAGCGCUUGUCGCCCGAAGCCAGAGGCGGCAUUGUGUCUUUGGCAUUGACUGCCCUCGAGGCACGCUAUGUGCGCAUGGAAUGGGAAGAUGGCCGAGUUGGGCGGUUCAAGUUGUCUAACACUGGUAUCGUGGAGCGCGCAGUUGUUAUCGGCGACGGUGGCCGGGACAAACAGACUGAAAAUGCGAUGACCGGCGCCGGUGGAAGAGUGGAGAGCCUUCUCGACAGACUACAAAGGCGCGACUCAAGAACAGCAUGA